Messenger RNA from Sorex araneus (European shrew), 1005 nucleotides. It is a transcript of the gene UBB, whose product is annotated as ubiquitin B. Gene Ontology annotation, biological process: protein ubiquitination; modification-dependent protein catabolic process. Bases 164 to 853 code for a protein of 229 amino acids. NCBI's taxonomy places the organism in Eukaryota, Metazoa, Chordata, Mammalia, Eulipotyphla, Soricidae. The record is from RefSeq and is a predicted model, not a curated record. Gene Ontology annotation, molecular function: ubiquitin protein ligase binding; protein tag activity. The transcript is spliced from 2 exons. Gene Ontology annotation, cellular component: nucleus; cytoplasm.
UACGUAGAAGUGAUAUGUGACGUAACAGACGUUGUAUAAAUAACCGCGCCGCGGCGCUGAGGCGGUCAGAGGCGACUGGCGUAGGAGGUUGCUGUCGUCUCUUUCUUGUUGAAUUGUCGUGAUUGGAACUUCGCGUAAUCUUCGCUUUCGCUGACAGGUCAAAAUGCAGAUUUUCGUGAAGACCCUGACCGGCAAGACCAUCACCCUGGAGGUGGAGCCCAGCGACACCAUCGAAAAUGUGAAGGCCAAGAUCCAGGAUAAGGAAGGCAUCCCCCCUGACCAGCAGAGGCUCAUCUUUGCCGGCAAGCAGCUGGAAGAUGGCCGCACUCUUUCUGACUACAACAUUCAGAAAGAGUCGACCCUGCAUCUUGUCCUGCGUCUGAGGGGAGGCAUGCAGAUCUUCGUGAAGACCCUGACCGGCAAGACCAUCACCCUGGAGGUGGAGCCCAGUGACACCAUCGAGAAUGUGAAGGCCAAGAUCCAGGAUAAGGAAGGCAUCCCCCCUGACCAGCAGAGGCUCAUCUUUGCUGGCAAGCAGCUGGAAGACGGCCGCACUCUUUCUGACUACAACAUUCAGAAAGAGUCGACCCUGCAUCUUGUCCUGCGUCUGAGGGGAGGCAUGCAGAUCUUCGUGAAGACCCUGACCGGCAAGACCAUCACUCUGGAGGUGGAGCCCAGUGACACCAUCGAGAAUGUGAAGGCCAAGAUCCAGGAUAAGGAAGGCAUCCCCCCUGACCAGCAGAGGCUCAUCUUUGCCGGCAAGCAGCUGGAAGACGGCCGCACUCUUUCUGACUACAACAUUCAGAAAGAGUCGACCCUGCAUCUUGUCCUGCGUCUCAGGGGUGGCUGCUAAUUAAUUUUUGGUCAUGCAUUUUUAGUGCCCAGUAAUGGCAUUACUCUGCAUUCUAGCCAUACUUAAAUGUUUCAAUUUAAGUUUAGAAGUUAACCAAUUUCAGUAGUAGCUGAACCUGUUCAAAAUGUUAAUAAAGGUUUUGUUGCAUGAUA